UUCUUAGCAGAUAUACACAUAAAUUAUAAGCUUAAUAGCUAUUUUACUAUCAUAUAAGUUUUCUAUUUUAUUGCAAGUCAACUGUAAAUCCAAAUAAACAUGGGGUCAUAAAAAGCGACGUAUUCUUGUUGAUGCAAUAAAUUCACUGUCAUAAAGUGAAUUAUUACAAUUUGGAUAUUGCUGUCCAUUCAUCUCAAUUUGUUAGUUUCUAAUGGUUAAAGCGAACAAAAUACUUUUGUUUCUGUUUUUAGAAUGAAUGGCUAAUUAAAUAAACAACACUUACACACGCUACUGAUUAUUAUGAUUUACUGUAUAAAUUGUGACAUCGUACAUUACUUCGCCUCAAGCAUAUGGAAAGCAUCACAGAUUCCGUAACCAUAACAACAGCAUGUAUUCGACAAAAAUAUUUACGUAUAGAAUAACAAUAUUUAUAUUUUAUUUGGUGACCUUCAUCGAGCAAAGUCUAUUAUUAGUAAUCCAAAUAUUGAAGAGUGAUUCUUUAUCUCUCUUCAUUGAGUAAACAUAUUGACUCUAGCCGGGUCAAAUUAUAGUAGUUAUACUUUUUAUAUCUACUUAUGACGUAAAAAGUAUAUAAUUCUCAUGUUAUUGUUGGAAACUCUUAGUGUUUCCCGAACCGCAUUCGGCGACGUCAACUUGUUUUGAACAAUCGCGUUCCUCACUGUUGGUCAUAUCAAAUCGAAUAAAUAAUUGGCUAGUAUGGAAGAAGAGUUUGCGACUAUUGUGUACGUGGAAUUAGCCCCGGGUAUUUUAGUGCCCUACGAAUGGCCUAUUCGGGGCCUGGAGAAUCUCGUGUUGACAUUAGCGAAAGAAAUCAUCGCAAAGGAUGACUCUGUAAGAUUUACUCUACAAGUGAAAAACAUACCAGCGAAAUUAAUCCGACACAUUGACAGGAGUGGUUUUACUUACAUUUUUGAAAAAGUGCCCGCAGAAGAAACGAUUGACUCUUAUGUUUAUGACAUAGUGUUGCCUAAGGAAGAAGACAGUAUUCAAGUGGAAAUGUUCGGCGGAAGUAGCUCCGAUAAAGGAUCAUGGCCAAAUUACGCUACGAGCGUCGAUCCGAGAUCUAAUAAGACAUCCUAUUACUUAACGCCUCCACAACUUCAUGGGGAAACGUUACGCAGUAUGGAUACUAACACGCACGCAUUGCGUCGACGUUUGACACGAAACAUUCAGCAGAUGACUCAACGAAACAAUGAAUACGAUUGCUGUUGUGACCAGUUUGAAUAGUGGCCCUGAUACUUCACAACUACGUGAAACAAUUAUGUAAGUUAACCAGGAUGGAGAAUCUGUUACGGGGAUUUCAGUAUUUCUUCGGAAUGGUCACCUUUGAACAUCUUUACUUCUAUAUUACUAACCUCAGAGGUUGUACCCACGGUACUAUGAAAUUAUUCUAAUAUUUGUCCCCGUCAAAUGAAAUUGGACAUUUCAAAUCAUAUUUCUUUAUCAGGGCUAUUAAACCGAAAUACUGCAUGAUUACGUGGGUAAUCGAAUUGUUUUUAGCACUAUAUUAAUGCUUUUAUUAAUUGUUCUAGAUUGAAAAUAUAAAUCGUCUGAAUUUAAUUGGUAACGAAACUGAUGAAAAAACCAAACUUUUGAAGAACCUUGCAGCCCCUAAAAUUGAAGGAAAUAAGAAGGAUACUAAGGAUACAAAAAAAAACAAGUUGAAAAACCGAAUCAAUCGGUGUGGAAGAAGAUGUUUCAACCAGAAUCUUCGAAAUACUCAUUUCCCCAACCAAACGAUGGUCGACGUCGUUUCUCGCCCGAAUUCAGGGAAUUCGAUUCGUAUGAUAGAGCUUGUAGCUGGGGAUUAGGAGAUAAUAUCUAAACUCGAAUUGUUUUAUCAAAUAAUGUGCAUUUCACUUUGGUAGUCACCAAAAGUUAUUCAAAUUACUUUAACGAAAUAAUUCAUUAAAUUUCACACUGGGAUUAGGAACAAGAUUCGGAUCUUUCGAUUAAUUAAAAGUACUCCUUAAAAUCAUGUCUUUUUUAUUUAUUGAUGAUAAUUGAAAAGGCGACGCGUGUCAGAGAACCUACUUGACACCUAUAUUAUUGUUCAGUGCAACCUACUUAACAGAAUUGAGUUGUUGACAAUUUCAAGCGCCACCAGAUUUACAAUCAGAGGUCAAGUUCAGGUUAUUUCCAACAAUUACACUCCCAAUGAAUGUCGUUCACCUCAGAUGUUUCGGAAGUAUAUUCAGUUGUCAAUUAUGAUUAGCAGUAAAUUUACUAUCAAACAUGUGUUGUGUAUUCAGUACAUUGAAUUACAGCGAGCAAUGUAAAGAAAACAAUAUAUUUGAAGUAACCAAAAGCAUUUGGUGAAUCCGACUUUAAACUUUUACUAAAUCUGUCAUAUUUUACUCAUUUUUAUGGUCCAUAUGACUUUGCGCACCGGUUUGUUUGCUAUAAUGACUUUAGAAAAUUCUCAAUAAUUAACAAGCUGGUUCUUUAGGGGUUAGAGUAAUAAUAAAAAAUAAGACUUCCAAAACAAUAAUCGAUUUAUUAAUAGUUAAUCGUACACCACUAAAUUGUGGAAAAAGUACCAAUAGAAAAUUAUAUAAAACAACUUUUAAGAUAGAUCUUGUCACCAAUAACUUUAAUAAUUGUACAUCGUUUUAGCCGAGAAGCAUAAAUCCUAAUAAAAGAUCUAGAAAAAAACACAUUAACGGCAGCUUAUUUAACACAAUGUUUACGUAGACACUCACAAUACUCUGAACAAGACGAAGCAUAUUCGCUGAGAUGUGAUUCGCAUUGUAGAUAUCUAUACCUGCGCAUCCAAAAACGACCGU
Molecule: messenger RNA, 2807 nt
Organism: Microplitis demolitor
Lineage: Eukaryota; Metazoa; Arthropoda; Insecta; Hymenoptera; Braconidae
Exons: 4
Coding region: 718-1248 (176 amino acids)
Source: RefSeq, a predicted model, not a curated record